CCUGGGGACGAGGUGACAAUGCGACGCACUCUGCUGCUGUUCCCACGAUUGGCCGCUGGUAGAAUCUCUUUCGAGUCUUUUUAAACACCUAGUCGAGGCGCGGGCAUACAGCUUUGUGCUGCAGGACUGAACCAUAGUUAAAUCUACAAAUUAAAACAGUGCGACUGUCGGAUUUACUUAAAUGGAAUGUGACCCAGUUUUUACCCAAAUUAGUGUCAGCAUGCGGCAGGCCUACAAGCAUAUCGGUGGCUACUUCAAGGGGUUGAAAUAGAUUGAUGGAGACGUUAUGAUGGGGAAAGCCCUUACCAGUUCACUAUGGGAUCUUGAGCCAUGCAAUUGCCUACAGGAAAUGUCUUGUCACUGAGUGGAUACAGACAGUUUUUAGGAUGCGUUCCCUGAGGAAGACAUUGUUGUUGGCCACAGUGGCGUCCGUGGUGUUGGUGGUGGCCCUUCUGCAUUCUUGGCCAACUCGGGCCUACACUACCGUUGACGUCCGACAGAGACCAGUGCCUGCAGUGGAGAGGCACCUGGAGGAGAGGCUCCCAGAACCGGACCACAGAUCUGCCAGCAUCCCCUAUCGCCUGAAAGAGAGUGUUGCGGGUCUGUUGGCACGUAAUGGAUGUGUGUGUGAGGGUGAGAGUGGGGGUGUGAACUUUCCCUUCGCACAGCUAUUGUUCCCACGGGUGUCUGCCCACUCUCUGCACACUGCCUUUGAGGCCUCUGAGCUGGAGGAAAUGAAGAAACGGAGGGCCAAGGAGUACCAGGGCUUCCAGUUGAGGUCUCAGACUCCUGUAGAUAUGCUCAUGGUGGCCGAGGCCAACAAUCCUCUGCAGUACCCAACACAGGGGGUGGAAGUGCGGCCACUCAAAACCAUCCUCAUUCCAGGACUUGCCUUACAAGAGCUUCCCAGAGAGUUAUACACUGUCAACUUAACCUCCACACUGGGAACGUUGAACGUAGCAGCGGAAGUUGAGGGAGUUAAGGUCAAAGGUGAUGGAGAGAUGCACAUGACACUGAGCAGCAACAAGCUGCUUCACCUGAACCGGCAGCUACAGUUUGUCACCUACACCAACACUCUAUUCCACCCGAGUACAGCGGACACAGUGCAGUUUGAGACAGAGGGACACCAAGCUAUGUUCACCAUCAAGAUCCGUCAUGGUGUUACUCCAAAACUCUACAACACAGGACCCAGAGGGGAAUACAACAUCAGUGCCCUGGUUACCAUAGCAACCAAAACCUUCUUGCGCUAUGACAAGCUCCAAGAUCUCAUCAACAGUGUGCGACGUUUCUAUCCCACUGUCACCAUAGUAAUAGCUGAUGAUAGUGAAAACCCCCAAACCGUCUCUGGCCCAUAUAUUGAACACUACAUCAUGCCGUUUGGAAAGGGCUGGUUUGCUGGACGGAACCUAGCCAUUUCCCAGGUGACAACGAAGUAUGUGCUGUGGGUGGAUGAUGACUUCAUCUUCACAGCCAACACUAAACUGGAGAAACUAGUGGACAUCCUGGAGAGAACCACCCUGGACCUGGUGGGUGGUGCAGUGCGUGAGGCCACAGGCUACACCGCCACCUACAGGCAGACCAUCUCCAUUGAACCAGGGGAGGAGGAGGGUGACUGCCUGCACAUGAGGAGGGGCUUCCAUCACAUCAUCCAGGGCUUCCCAAACUGUGUGGUCACUGACGGGGUUAUCAACUUCUUCCUGGCUCGCACAGACAAAGUCCAGCAAGUGGGCUUUGACCCCCGACUGGCUAGAGUGGCCCAUCUGGAGUUUUUCAUCGAUGGGCUUGGCUCGCUUCAUGUGGGAUCCUGUAAUGAUGUUAUUGUCAACCAUGCCACCAAGAUCAAGCUCCCCUGGGUCAGCGAAUCAGAGAGUGACAAGACUUAUGCCAAGUUCCGCUACCCACCAGCUUCCUCGGACGCCACACAUACCAAAAAUGGCCUCCUCUAUUUUAAGAACCACUUUCAGUGUUUGACUCACAAUUAAAUUACCCACUUUUUUACCAGUAAUUUCUCCUCUCCUUCAUUCUGUCUCUUCUCGAUUUGCUAAAAAUGGCAUUGUCUGAUGUAACCCAUCAGAUAAGAUUUUAGACAACAAUAAUACUUCUGCCCUUUAAAAUAUUCUUGCUUGUUUUACUCAAGACUCUAAUGAGAGUGUCAUUUUGACAGAGGACAGCUGCCAUUUCACCACAAUGGCUCUUCAGUUGUGUUUUCUAUGUGUUUUCUGACUCAUAUCUAAUCUGACAGGUCAGACCAUAGUCUUUUUGUUAAAGAGACAGAUAACAAAGAGAUGCUGAAUUCCUGUUGUUGGCAUUUUUUAGAAGAAUUAACCGUACCCUCUCACAGUCCUGACAACGUGAACGUGUUUCCAUACUCUAAUCAAGAGAUCAGAGUCUUCUGUACACUGUUCUUCCCUUUGCACUAUCAAGUUUGAACUGAAAUGAAGCUAAUGGAUCAAGCUGACAGGAAUGGUGGUACUAUGGGGUCCUGAGGAUUGGGAUUGACUGUCCCUAGAGACACUUCUCAGCUGCUGACAACCCUUCAGGGACACAUGCUCCUUUUUAACACUGAAUGAUGACCCCUUUCAAUAACCUCUGUGUGGUUCAUUUCUCCUGGGUGAAUGUGAAAGGUCUACCAAGGUAGUUUGGAGUAAAGUUGCAUAGGGUGUAUAUGUUCUACAGGAUUUUAACAUUGUUGUUCCUGGCACUUACCCAGAAUCCUCCGUGGCACCCCUGACUGGUCCAUACUAGAGGCAAAUGAUGCACAACCAUAACAUUUGGAAUAUAAUGCAGAAUAAAUGGUCCCCUGGUCUACUGCAAUUUCUCUGAGGUCUAUUUUGUACUCUAAAACAAAAUAUUAAGAAAAGCUUCUGUCCACCAGAGGCAGAGUUUUAAAGGAUGCGAUGGGUGUGUGACAACUAUGGCAGUUUAUUUUACGGUUGAAAAAAUUAUCACAAGUAGAAUAAAAUGAUUUUAUGAUUUC
Molecule: messenger RNA, 2977 nt
Organism: Esox lucius (northern pike)
Lineage: Eukaryota; Metazoa; Chordata; Actinopteri; Esociformes; Esocidae
Gene: b4galnt1b
Product: beta-1,4-N-acetyl-galactosaminyl transferase 1b
Exons: 12
Coding region: 387-1982 (531 amino acids)
Biological process (GO): ganglioside biosynthetic process
Cellular component (GO): Golgi membrane
Molecular function (GO): hexosyltransferase activity
Source: RefSeq, a predicted model, not a curated record